AUGGCGCUGACGACAGAAAAGGCACAUGGUGGGAUGGACUUCACUAACCUCCUGCUCAAGAACACAGAUGAAACUGUCGGUUGCCACAGCAACCAGCCAUGGACUAUCACGAUUCAUGACACCCUGAGCCCUGAAGGAAGCACUGCUGAUGACUUCCUGGACGCCCUGCUAGGUGGGAGUGACUCCUCCUCUGCUACAGCGUCCCCCCUGUGGUCACCCUGCACCGCUGACAGCGGCAUCAACGAGGAUCACUUGACAGAUCUCACAGAGAGCCUCAACACACCCUCCUGCACGGCUUUUCCAGACUUUGACACACAGUCUUUCCCUCCGCCUCUGCCUCUGGAGAACCGGCCAUCAACAAAUGAAGGCUCGCCUUACGUUUCCAUAGAUCUAGGCUGGGAGUCCUCUGACCUCCAUGAGCAGCUUGGCAUCACAUGCUCCCUCUCUACGAACCAAACCUCCCCUCUGUCGUCCACCCAGACUCUCACAGUGAAGGAUCUGCUGCUGUCCAACCUGGGACAGACGGCGCAGCAAAUCCCCCAGCAUUCCCUGCAGGAGCUUGUACUUAAUGAGGAUGAGAAGAAGCUUCUGGCUAAAGAAGGAGUGAACUUACCCAGCAAACUCCCCCUGUCCAAGGUACAUGAACCAGACACACACCUAAAUUUUGAAGAGAGGGUUUUGAAGAAGAUCCGGCGGAAAAUCCGCAACAAGCACUCAGCUCAAGAAAGUCGGAAGAAGAGGAGGGAAUACGUCGACAGUCUGGAGGGAAGGAUGUCUGCAUGUAGCGCUAACAACCUCGAGCUGCAGAGACGGAUCCAGCAGCUGGAGGAGACCAACACCGCUCUGUUGGAGCAGCUAAGUCGGCUACAGGCUCUCCGUCCUAACAGCUCCAGCAAAACAGCGCACAGAGGGACCUGCAUCCUGGUUUUGCUCCUCUCCUUCUCCCUGCUCAUUUCCUCAAAUCUUCAGCCAGAACCUUACAGCCAGCUCAGCCAGAGAGAGUACACACAGACCAAAGUGCCAUCACGCUCCCUGCAGUCGACGGAUGAAGUGCAAGACGUCCCUCCUCUUCCUUUCCUCUCCGUCUUCAGGGGAUUUGAGGACCUGGGCAGCCUGAUGAAGAAGCUCUGA
Chelmon rostratus (copperband butterflyfish) is the source of this 1131-nucleotide messenger RNA. Its product is annotated as cyclic AMP-responsive element-binding protein 3-like protein 3-A. The coding region runs from base 1 to 1131 and encodes 376 amino acids. Gene Ontology annotation, cellular component: nucleus. Gene Ontology annotation, molecular function: DNA-binding transcription factor activity, RNA polymerase II-specific; RNA polymerase II cis-regulatory region sequence-specific DNA binding. The transcript is spliced from 10 exons. The record is from RefSeq and is a predicted model, not a curated record. NCBI's taxonomy places the organism in Eukaryota, Metazoa, Chordata, Actinopteri, Chaetodontiformes, Chaetodontidae. Gene Ontology annotation, biological process: regulation of transcription by RNA polymerase II.